AUGCUACCCCCUGCUAGCCAGGAACCCAUGCCACGAGCCAAGAAAAAGCGAGGGUCGAAAACGAUCAAGAUCUACAAGGGCUUUCGAUAUUGCAAGAACUGGUACUCGAAGAAGCACAUUGCAUAUCGCUGCAGUACUUCGAAGACUUCUGGCUGUAAGGUCACGCUCAAAGUAACCCCGGCCGCUAUUUGGUGGGUGGAGGGUGAACACACGUGCCGUCCGGUCCCGGUAUUGAAUGGGCAACUCAAUGAUGAGACCGACGCAAUGAAACGAACUACAGAUCAGCUAGCAACCCAAAAUCCAACAAUGCCAGAGGGCGACAUUUGGGAGCAAGUAUGCGAGGCGUUCUACGGUCCCGAUAGAGAUAAGCUGUUAAACGGAUUGACAGAGGAGCAAGUUAUCGGGCGUAUCCGUCGCAUUCGCCGCCGAUACUACGGUGGUGAUAUUCACGGAGUUGUGGAAGUCCCUCCCUUCUCCAAAGUGAAAGACUCAGCCAUCCCAUUCUUCCGGUUCCAUUUGGUAACGGCCCACCCCGAUCCUAAGAAAGCACCAAGUCGUGUGCUAGGCUGGGCUCAUCCUGCGCUGAAAGAGCUCCUACUCUACAACAGCGUAUCUCUUUUCCUCGACGGUACUUUUCGAUCUGUACCACGAGGAUUUCGCCAGUGCUUGAUCUUAAUGGUGGAUGACCCAGCGCGUAACCUGUUCACACCGGUAUACUUCGUGCUCUGUACGUCCCAGACUGAGUCCAUGUACGACGAUAUCCUGCAUCUCAUCUACCGCGACACCGGCAAAAAGCUCAAUCCUGCAGAAAUUGUAUGUGAUUUCGAGUUUAGCCUCGUCUCAUCUGUUCAGACCCGGUUCCCGAACGCUGAAGUGGUGGGCUGUUUCUUCCAUUUUAAACAAGCCAUUCGCCGGCGACUGAAAGACGAGCGCAUCUCCGACGACGAAGUGACUAUCGCUAUGGAGUCUAGCGUCUUGGACAUUCUCACUGUAAUUGAUCCAGACCUCGUCGAUCCGAAGGGCAUCGCAUGGGUGAAGCAGGAGAUCAAGCAGAGGUGCAUCGCGAACAAUUGCCCAUACUCACGCCGUGAGUGGAAAAGUUUUUGGGUUUACUUUAGAAAAACCUGUCUUGAGCGAUACUACAUCACAGAGUGGAAUGUGUUUGGUAUCGCCAAUACUAUCGUGGCGCGCACAAACAACCCCUUGGAGAGGUUUAACAGGGAGAUGAACGCCGCGUUCAAGCCCCACCCCAAGCUUCGACACUUUGUUUCUACAAUUGCCAAAAUUUCAACUGCUUACGCGCAGCGGCAAGCCAACAUCACGCGCGGUCUACGCAAGAAGAAACAGCGUCCACCACGCAUUGAGUUGCCGGCUGCCCCCGACUUAGCAUCAUUUGAAGUUCCGCCUGAGUCGGAAGAUGAAGGUGACUAUGAUGAGCUUGGCGACCUGUCCGACGGCUCCGUCGAAUCAGCUCGUAGUGGCGAAGCUGAUCACUCUUCGGAGGAAGAUGAGCCAUCCCGAAAUGCGCAGUCGGCCGAAGACGUGCAGCAGGAAAUUGAUGAGCACGCUAACACUUACAACUUCUUUCUUGACUCGGACAGUGACCAUGAUCCAGAUGAAGAAAAUGGCGUGGAGGAGUGGUCAUUCCAGCCCUCAGACUGCGAUCAUGCUGCGACGCGCUGA
Phytophthora sojae is the source of this 1683-nucleotide messenger RNA. RefSeq lists its product as hypothetical. The coding region runs from base 1 to 1683 and encodes 560 amino acids. NCBI's taxonomy places the organism in Eukaryota, Oomycota, Peronosporomycetes, Peronosporales, Peronosporaceae. The record is from RefSeq and is a predicted model, not a curated record. The transcript has a single exon.